AUGCUCCUCAGUGCUUUAGUGUGUGGUAUUAAGCGGAAGUGUGGAUGCGGAACAGACUGGAAAAGGCCAGAAGGGAAUCCCAGCAGCCUUUGCGAGGCCCGCUGUCUGGAAUCCCAGCAGCCUUUGCGAGGUCCGCUGUCUGAAGGGAGUAAGGACUGCGUCAGCACCGCAGUUGUGGUCAGCGUCACCUUCGGUGGCCCAGUGUGUCUCCUCAGUCUCAGCACCUUGAAAAAGUGGCUCCAUUGUCUGUGCUGGGGGGACUUGGCGAAACUGUUGGCGACAGAGCGCUUUAGAACGAGGCCCGGGGUCCCAGGCUCUCUCACUCCCGGAAGUGAACCUUCAGACUGCGACAGCCUGACCUACUGUACACCAUCCCAGAGGGUGCCUGCACUGACCCCAGCAAUCUCGGACUUGGUGAGUCUUUUUGCUUGUCUAGCCCUCUUUGACUGUGUGUUACCACCCAUCCUUCAAUGUCAGAAUGCGCAUCUUGUUCUUAGCAACUGCCGUCCGUCGCUCACCUGUUGUCCCAUUUGCAGAGGAUCCAUUCGCAACUUGGCUAUGGAGAACGUGGCUGAUUCAGGACUCUUCCCUUGUAAAUAUGCCUCUUCUGGAUGUGAAAAAACUCUGCCACCUGAGGAAAAAGCAGCCCACGAAGUGCUCUGUGAGUUCCGGCCUUAUUCCUGUCCGCUGCCUGGUGUUUCCUGUCAAUGGAAAGGCCAUGUGGACGCUCUUGUGCCCCAUCUGAUGUGUCAUCGAACACCCAUUACAAUCGUAGAGGGACCAAAUGCAGUUUUCCAUGCACCAGGUAUUGAUCUUCCUGGUACUAUGGACUGGGUGAUGAUACAAUCCUGUUUUGGCUUUCAAUUCAUGAUAGUAAUGGAGAAACAGAUAGGACUUUAUGGUGACGAGCCCAUCUUCGCACUUGCACUGUUGGUAGGAACACAGGAGCAAGCUGAAAAAUUUUAUUAUCAACUUGAGCUAACUUGUCCUGGGCGGCGUUUAGCUCGGAAAUCCCAUCCUCGAUCUAUUCGUGAGGGAGUUACAACAGCCAUUUUGAAUCGUGACUGCCUAGGUUUUGACAUCCUAGUUGCACAGUGUUUUGCAGUAAAUGGCACGUUAAGCAUGAAUGUAACUAUUUCCAGGUGUUCAAAUGGUAAUGAAACCUGA
Messenger RNA from Echinops telfairi (small Madagascar hedgehog), 1167 nucleotides. Its product is annotated as E3 ubiquitin-protein ligase SIAH1A-like. The record is from RefSeq and is a predicted model, not a curated record. Gene Ontology annotation, biological process: multicellular organism development; proteasome-mediated ubiquitin-dependent protein catabolic process. Lineage: Eukaryota; Metazoa; Chordata; Mammalia; Afrosoricida; Tenrecidae. Gene Ontology annotation, molecular function: ubiquitin protein ligase activity; zinc ion binding; ubiquitin conjugating enzyme binding. Gene Ontology annotation, cellular component: cytoplasm.